AUGGCACGUGUCAAACGCGGCGUGACCGCUCACGCCAAGCACAAGAAAGUUCUCAAAGCCGCCAAGGGCUAUUACGGCCGGCGCAAGAACACCAUCCGCAUCGCCAAGCAGGCGGUUGAGAAGGCGGACCAGUACGCCUAUCGCGACCGCAAGGCCCGCAAACGCAAUUUCCGCUCGCUGUGGAUCCAGCGCAUCAAUGCCGCCGCGCGCGAGCACGGCCUGACCUAUGGCCGGCUGAUCGACGGGCUGAACAAGGCCGGCGUCGAGAUCGACCGCAAGGUGCUGUCAGACAUGGCGAUCCACGAACCGGCGGCAUUCGCUGCCAUCGCGGAAAAGGCCAAGGGCGAGCUGGCCUAUCUGAAAGACACCACGCCCAACGCAUUUGAGGCCGCUGUCCGCUAG
Messenger RNA from Effrenium voratum, 402 nucleotides. NCBI's taxonomy places the organism in Eukaryota, Dinophyceae, Suessiales, Symbiodiniaceae. The record is from the annotation of a GenBank genome assembly.